Messenger RNA from Cygnus olor (mute swan), 14276 nucleotides. RefSeq names its product complement C3b/C4b receptor 1 (Knops blood group) (gene CR1). The transcript is spliced from 90 exons. Lineage: Eukaryota; Metazoa; Chordata; Aves; Anseriformes; Anatidae. The coding region runs from base 176 to 13795 and encodes 4539 amino acids. The record is from RefSeq and is a predicted model, not a curated record.
UGCGUGUGGCCGUCUCUGCGCGUAUAGGCGUAGCGCGACGCCUCCUGCAGCUCGGCACUGCCCGGUGUCAGGGUCAGCGGUGAGGAACUCGCUCCUCUGCCUGCCAGGAGCCCAGGCUGGUCAGCUCCCCCACUGACGGACCCCCAGGUACUUGGCCUAGAAAAAGAAUGUGGUAAUGUCUGCAGGCUCUGCAGGCAGGGAGGCUGGGAUGAGGAUGAUGCCAGCUCCAGGGGCAGGGAGGCCAAGGGGCCCUGCCGCUGUCCUCAGGCUGCUCCUCGCUGCUGCCCUCGUUGUGGCUGUGCAGGGUUCCUGCGAUGCUCCGCCACGUAUCCCAUCCGCAGAACUGAAAGAGAGCUACCAGCACAUCAGGACAUUUUCCCGCUCUCAACGGGUGGAAUACACCUGCCGUCCAGGUUAUGUAAAAAAUAGGGUCCGGACCAGCCUUGUUUGUGAAGAGGAUGGUAGGUGGAAAGGACCGACCGACUUUUGUUCACCCAAGCCAUGCAGCUACCCCGGAGACCUGGCCAAUGGCAGACUUGUGGAAGUGGAGCAGUUCACCUUUGGCUCAAUAGCCAACUACAGCUGCGACAUGGGGUACAGACUGAUUGGAAAUUCCCAAAUCCAUUGCGUGCUUAAAAAUGGGCAAGUUACGUGGGAUGGAGACGUUCCCUUCUGUGAACCAAUCCCAUGUUCACCCCCUCCAAAAAUAGAGAAUGGAGAGCACAAUGGAGGCGACGUUGCCAUCUUCAGCUACGGAUCCUCCGUCACCUAUCGGUGCCGCUCUGCCGGCAGGGGGGAGAGAGCUUUCUCGAUGGUGGGGGAUCCCUCUAUUUUCUGCACGACCAUGGAUAACCUGAACGGUGUCUGGAACAAGCCAGCCCCGGAGUGCAAAGUGGUGGGCUGCGAGCACCCCCGGGUCGAGAACGGGAAGCUGCUGAGCGGGUACAGGGCCGAGUACACGUACCGCGACACCGUCAUGUUCGACUGCGAGUUCCGCUACACCCUGCAGGGCAGCGAGACCUCCACGUGCAGCGAGGCCGGGCACUGGGAGCCGCCGCUGCCGCUCUGUCAGCGCAGCAGCUGCGAUGACCCUCCCGAUGUGUUUAGGGCUGUUAAAGCGAGACUCGCGGGCAAUUUGUUUCCUGUUGAUACUGUGGUUACCUACGAGUGUGAGACAGGCUACGAGUUCAGCCCCGGAGAAAACACGCGACACGUUACGUGUCUGCCAGACCUGACCUGGACCGAGGUUCCCCAUCCUUGUGACAAAAUUAGGUGCCCGGAUCCAGUUGUCAGGAACGCAAUGCGUGUAAAUGAGUGGUACAAAAGAGGCAAGUAUGCGUAUGGAGACAGCGUCGAGAUUGUGUGUAACGAAGGCUAUACUGUCAAGGAUUAUGGCAGCAACGUUGCGCUUCGGUGCACAAACAAAGGCACGUGGGAACCGGCAGUAACAGAGUGCACAGCAGAACCUCGUUGCCCACGGCCCAUUAUUGAUCAUGGGCAAGAGGUGUAUAAGAGCAAAAAUGACUACAGCGCCGGGACCCGUGUGAGGGUGGUGUGUGAUGAAGGCUACGUCCUCAGAGGCGAUGAGCAGAUCGAGUGCAAGGCUGAUGAGAACUGGGCUCCCUCGGUGCCGUUUUGUGACAAAGUCUGUGACCCCCCUCCCCAAAUCACCAGUGGGCAGCACACGGCCUCGAGAUCAGACCUCUUCCGCUACGGCUAUGAAGUGAAGUACAGCUGUGCCGUGGGUCUGUCCCUCAUCGGGGACGAGUCCAUCUACUGCACCUCCACCGACGGGGUGAACCUGGUGUGGAGUGGCCCUGCCCCGGAGUGCAGGGUGGUUCGCUGCCCCAGGCCUGCCGUUGAGCACGGAAGGAUGUCUCCGCCGAGACACACAUUCCCCUACGGGGUGUCCAUGCGCUUCUCCUGCGACGAAGGCUUCGUGCUGCACGGCGAUGCUGAGACCCGGUGCGCGGCUGACGGCACCUGGCAGCCGCCGCUGCCCUCCUGCGUCCCAGUUCAGUGUCCGGAACCGCAAGUCGUCAAUGGAAGGCUGAAAAACCCCAGUGACAGCAAAAUGUGGUACCUAGCAAACGCGACUGUUACUUUUGAGUGCCUUCAUGGGUACCAGUUCUCUGGUGAUGGACCCGCCACUUUCGAAGACACUUGGACAGCCACGUGCCUGGCUGAUGGCAACUGGACACCGCUGCCCAAGUGUAAGAAGCAAGGAGAUGCUGAUGUAUGUGAAGAGAUUGAGUAUAUUAAAAUGGCCUUUGAGUGCGGUGUGCCUAUGGAGGAAGUGAGAACUCUGCUGGAAGUACAAAAACUGCUUCUGGAGAUUCAAAAACUAAAGGUGGAAGUUGAGCUCUUGAAUAAGGAUGUCCUGGUUACUCCCCCAACCCCCAUGUGGGGCAGGAGGACCUGGAGGCUUUGCCCGGGCCCCCUGUGUGACUGCUGUUCGCCACCCCUGGCUGCACUCCUUGUCCCUGUGGGAGGGUUGAGCUCCAUGUGUGUUCUGGACGGGUUUCCACUGCUCCACAGGCUUGGCUGCGUCUUCGCUGCUGCAUCUCCUCUCAGCUUUCAGAAACAGCCUCUGGGAGCCAACAGUGCUCGGCAGAGGAGCACAGGAAUCGCUGCGAUAAAGCCUGGAGAACCAGGUCAGGGGAAGCACACUGGCACCUCGAGCUGCUGGGCUCCCACCAUGCAGCAGGGAUCCGGCUGCCCCACACUGCUCCUGGCCUUGAUAGGGCUCCUGGGCACACCUGCAGCUCACGGUGACUGUGGGCCCCCACCCCGUAUGGCCCACUCCAAGCCGUCCGUGGCCGAGCAGCCCAGCAGCUUCCCGGUUGGAUCCAGGGUCACCUACACGUGCCUCGAAGGCGCCAUCAAAAUCCCCGGGCGGGCGGACACGGUGCAGUGCCUGCCCGGGCCCCACUGGUCCCAGCUGCCAGAGCCCUGUGGCCUGAGCUGCUCUACCCCGACAAGGUUACAGUUUGCUGCCCUGUCCAAGGUGGACGAGAGGAUAAAUUUCUUUCCUAUUGGGUCCACUGUGAGCUACGUCUGCCACCCCGGCUACGAGAACAUCUCGGAAAGCUCCCCCACCAGCACUUGUCUUGAAAAUCUGACGUGGUCGGAGGUUGCUGCAUUGUGCCGCAGGAAGUCCUGCGGGCAGCCGCCGGCGCUGCCCAGGGGCAGGACCCUCGCCCUGACGGACUUUCUGUUCGGUGCCAGAGCGAGAGUGGUCUGCGAUGAAGGGUACAAACUAAAUGGGAGGAAUUUCAUCCAAUGUUGGCUGAAAGGAGAUGACGUUGAGUGGAGUAAACUUCCAACCUGUGAAUUAAUUACCUGCUCUUCACCUCCUCCAAUUAGCAAUGGUAAGCACAAUGGUGAAGGUGUAGAAAAACUUGCUUACAACUCAACAGUGACUUACAGCUGUGACCCUGGCUUCCAACUCAUUGGAAAAGCGAGCAUCCACUGUACAAGUACAGACAAAACAAAUGGAGUCUGGAGUGGAGCAGCGCCUAAAUGUAAAGAGAAAAGCAAAUUUGUCAAACUUGGAGCAAAAGAAGUGGAAAGGAGCACUCCUCCCCAAAAUUUCAAGGGAAAUGGCAUCCAAACAGAUAAAAGGGUUUUCACAAAGGAAAUGAAAAUCACCCUUUAUAAAGAGUUGCUCCAAAGCAGCAACUCCUUCUCCCAUUCUUCUUCCUUCUCCAGGCCACGAGGGGACUGCGGGCCGUUGCCCCAGCUACCCGGGGCAGAGCCUCCAGAGGACUCCAAAGAUAACCAAAGCUUCCCCAUCGGCUCCAAAAUAACAUACCGGUGCGUUCAAGGCUUUGCUAAGCUCCCCUUGAAGUCAGACACAAUACAGUGCCUGGAGAACGCCCUCUGGUCCGUCCUCCCGGAGUUUUGCAAUCGUAGCUGUUACAGCCCACCUCGUGUGAGUUUCGCAAGAGUAUCACAGGAAGAUGAAUUCAAGAAUUUUUAUGCUGUUGGUAUCACGGUGAACUACGUUUGUAACCCAGGCUAUGAGAAUAGCACUGACGAGCUUCCUACCAGCACUUGUCAUGAAAAUUUAACGUGGUCAGAGGUUCCCAAGUUAUGUCAAAGGAAAUCUUGUGGUACUCCAGAAAAUCCAGAACAUGGUACAGUUGUUACAACAGAUCACCUGUUCGGCACAAAGGCAGAUGUUAUUUGUGACGAUGGGUACAUGCUAACAGUGGGACCAGCUUUCAUCCGGUGUUACCUAGAGGGAGAUGGAGUUGCCUGGACUCAGCUUCCAACUUGUCAGCGUAUCCAGGCUUCGUCCUCUACUGUUGGCACUACAGCAGUGACAGACGCAACCAAACCGUUGGAAGAGAAGACACCAGAGUAUCGCUACAUCCUACCACUUGUCAUCAUCCCUUGCAUCAUUGGAGUUGCUGUAAUUCUAAUCUGGACCAUCAAGAAGUGUGGUGUAAAGCAAAAAGGGACAUAUAAGCCAAAUCCUACAAAUGCAGGAGAUGAAGAACAGGGACCAUCCUGCCAGGAGUGUAAAACUGCUGUGCCCGGGGCAGAGGCGCGGCGCUUCCCAGGAACUGCGGCGGGGAAGCAGGGAGGGAGGAGGGGAGGAGGCUGUGCGGGAGAGGAGGCCGUGCCCAGUGCCCUCGUGUGCUUGUUUUUGUUUGCCAUUGACGCGGGGACGCAUUUAGCGAGGGUACCGCAGGAGACGCCCCCGGGGGAGGGGGCGGAGCCGCUCGGGGGGGCGGGGGCUCCCGCAAACGGCCCCGCACGCACCCUUCUUGUUCACCCACGGAAGAAGGGCGAAGGCUCCCUAGGCGCCGGGGCCGGGCUCAGCCAAGCCCUUCAUUUUCCUACGAAACCGGAAAAUUCGCCCAAGCCCGGCCCGGCGUCUGCCCGCCCGCCCGCCCCGGAAAGGGCCGUGCCGGCGGGGUGCGCUGCGCAUCACUCCGACGGGCACCGGCACCGGGGCACCGGCACCGGGAUGGGAACGGGCACCGACACCGGCAUGGGGCUGCUGUGGCUCUGCGCCGUGCUGCUGGCGCUGCCCGGAGCCUGGGGUGACUGCCAGGGCGUUCUCCUGCCGAGGUUCUCCUUCGCCGAGCCCAGCGGCCCCACCAACAAUUCGUACCCCGUCGGGUCCUGGGUGCGCUACAAGUGUCGCCCUGGGUACAUGGGGGUCAGCAGCAAGUCCCCCCUGGUCACCUGCCUCCCCAACUCCACCUGGGCAUCGGACCCCGACUUCUGCAUUGGAAAGUUGUGCCGCGAACCAGACAUAGAAAACGGCAAAUUUCACUACUCAACCGACCUCCGGUUUGGGGCAACAAUAAAUUUCACUUGUAACUUCGGGUACCGAUUAGUUGGGGAACCAUCUGCGCAAUGCAUACUUAGUAACAAUGAAGUUAUUUGGGAUAACGUUCCAUUCUGCGAGAUUAUUCCCUGUGAACCACCUCCUGUAACUGCAAAUGGGCAGUUCAGCGGUACGCAAACAGAAUACACCUUUGGCUUAGCUGUAACUUACACGUGCGAUGAAGGUUUUUCUCUCAUUGGAAGCUCCACGAUUUACUGUACAGUGGAUGCUGAGUCCAAUGGAAUAUGGAGUGGUCCAGCCCCUGAAUGCAAAGUGGUGACAUGUGAAAAUCCAGUAGUGGAAAAUGGGAAGAAGUUAACUGGCUUUGUUGAGCAGUACACAUAUGGAGAUACAGUGACCUUUGAAUGUCUUCCUGGUUAUUUUAUGAAUGGUUCUCAUACAGUUAAAUGUGAUGCAGACAAUGCCUGGAAUCCACCUCUGCCAAAGUGUGACCAACGCUACUGUGGUCAUCCUCCCAGCAUCCCUUUUGCUGAGUUAAUGGGGACUGUGAGUAGCAGCUCUCCUGCUGGAACCACGGUGACGUACAGAUGUAACCCGGGGUAUGCUGCAGGAGAUGGAACGUCUUUGGAAGUCACUUGUCUGGGGAAUACCAGUUGGUCUGUAAGCUCCAAGUCAUGUACACGACAGCAAUGUACUCCUCUCGAGAUAGAGAACGGGUUUGUAAAAGGGGAAGAUUUCCUGUUUGGGACAACCGUGGAGUUCUCCUGUCGUGAUGGGUAUGAAUUACAGGGGUCAUCUUCUGCCAAAUGUGUGGCAUCAGGAAAUGGAGUUAGCUGGGAUGUGUCUCUUCCAACCUGUAAAACUGCAGGACAGCUGACUGUUCUCUGUGGAGAGCCACCUGCAGUUGCCAAUGGGAGGCACAAUGGCACGAAGGGGGAGUUUGUCCACGGCUCCGUUGUAGUUUAUAAAUGCAAUCAUGGUUUCACCCUGGCUGGAGGGUGCUACUGUGGUCAUCCUCCCAGCAUCCCUUUUGCUGAGUUAAUGGGGACUGUGAGUAGCAGCUCUCCUGCUGGAACCACGGUGACGUACAGAUGUAACCCGGGGUAUGCUGCAGGAGAUGGAACGUCUUUGGAAGUCACUUGUCUGGGGAAUACCAGUUGGUCUGUAAGCUCCAAGUCAUGUACACGACAGCAAUGUACUCCUCUCGAGAUAGAGAACGGGUUUGUAAAAGGGGAAGAUUUCCUGUUUGGGACAACCGUGGAGUUCUCCUGUCGUGAUGGGUAUGAAUUACAGGGGUCAUCUUCUGCCAAAUGUGUGGCAUCAGGAAAUGGAGUUAGCUGGGAUGUGUCUCUUCCAACCUGUAAAACUGCAGGACAGCUGACUGUUCUCUGUGGAGAGCCACCUGCAGUUGCCAAUGGGAGGCACAAUGGCACGAAGGGGGAGUUUGUCCACGGCUCCGUUGUAGUUUAUAAAUGCAAUCAUGGUUUCACCCUGGCUGGAGGGUCCUCUAUUCGCUGUACAGCAAGAGAUGAGUACCGUGGUGUCUGGAGCACACCUACUCCUGAGUGCCGAGGUGGAGCGACCACCAUCAUUGUCGCCCUGCUGAGGAACGUGCAUCUAGUUAGAGGGAAAAACACAAAGAACGAUUUCCGUCACCAUCAGCAGCAGAAGCGUGUGGGACCUGCACCACCCUGGGGCUGGUGGCUGCGCCUGUCCUGUGUGGGGAGCCCACGGGUUCCUGUCCCAUGGCACCGGGAAGCCCCGCAGCUGCGGCUCCUUCCGCAGGCCUGGGGGAACUGGGGUGCUCAUAUCAGCCCGCGGCCCCCUGGGAGCUGCAGUCGGGACCGGAGCAUGGUGCUCGCCUUCGCCCUCCGCCUCCUGGGCAGCUCCGCUCUGCUCCUGGCUGCCGUAGCUGGGGCUCAAGUUAUCCGAUGCCCGCCCCCGUACAUCCAGAAUGGGAAGAGCGUGUCUGCUGCUCGCUACGUCUACAGGGCUGGGGACAGCGCAAGCUUCACGUGCAACCCAGGCUACACCUUGCAGGGCUCCCACACCAGCACCUGCCAAGCUGACUCCAGAUGGAGCCCACCUGUGCCAGAGUGCAAAAAGGAGGUGACGUGUCCUCAGCCACCAAACAUCGCCAACGGGCUGCACAGUGGCCAGACCACGGACAAAUUUACUCAGGGAGACAUUGUGUACUACGGCUGCAAGGACGGCUUCACGCUGGUCGGGAACAUCUCCAUCAACUGCUCGGAGGCCGGGCUGUGGAGCCGGCCGCUGCCACGCUGCCAAGCAAUCGGCUGCGAGAGACCCGAGGUGCGGAACGGAAAGGUGCACAAGCACCCGAACACCUACGAAGCCGGGGAGAUUCUGCGCUUUGACUGUGAUGCUGGCCAUGCCACAGAUGGUGCUCAGGAGGCUCGGUGUCAGCCGGGGGGCACCUGGGACCCACCAGUGCUGGCCUGCGAGAGAGUCCGACCGUGCCCCAUGCCCCCGAAAAUCAGCAAUGGCAAUCAUGAUGGGCAGGGCAAAGCAGAAUUUACCAUGGGGAUGUAUGUGACCUACACCUGCGAUCCCGGCUACUACCUCGCUGAGGACAUCUCGCAUGUAUUUUGCAAAGCCUCGGGGAACUGGAGCCAGCCCAGCCCGCGCUGCGAAGAGGUGAUGUGUACUCGUCCACCGAACAUCGCCAACGGGCUGCACAGUGGCCAGACCAUGGACAGGUUUCCCCAGGGCACGACCGUGUACUAUGGCUGCAAGGACGGCUUCGCGCUGGUCGGGAACAUCUCCAUCAACUGCUCGGAGGCCGGGCUGUGGAGCCGGCCGCUGCCACGCUGCCAAGCAAUCGGCUGCGAGAGACCCGAGGUGAGGAACGGGAAGGUGCACGGGCACGAGAGCACCUACGAAGCCGGGGAGAUCCUGCGCUUCUACUGCGAUGCUGGCCAUGUCACAGAGGGCGCCCAGCGGGCUCGGUGUCAGCCGGGGGGCACCUGGGACCCACCAGUGCUGGCCUGCGAGAGAGUCCGACCAUGCCCCAUGCCCCCAAAGAUCAGCAACGGACAACACGACGGGCAGGGCAAAACUUUUUUUACCACGGGGAUGUCUGUGAUGUACAGCUGCGAUCCUGGCUACUACCUCAUUGGAAAUGCUCAGGUGGUCUGCAAAGCCUCGGGGAACUGGAGCCAGCCCAGCCCGCGCUGCGAAGUGACAAUCUGCAUAAAGCCGGAUAUACUGAACGGAUGGAUAGUUGAUGGUGAAGGACUUAUCUACGGACCUGGGCAGAUGGUGACGUUUCAGUGCCAUGACGGUUACAGCCUGCAAGGUACUGCUAAAAUCCUCUGCCAGGAGGACGGCAGCUGGGACCCUCCCGUGCCCCUCUGCAACCUGCACCAUCACCAGCUGCUGCCGAUCAGGCCUGAGCGUUCAGGUGGUUGUGGUGCUCCUACAAGGUUACCCUUUGCUGAGCUAAACGAGGAGCAUAGGAAUGAGAUUGAUUUUUCUGUUGGGAAGACUGUGAAAUACACUUGUCGGCCUGGAUUUGCUAAACACCCAGGACUGUCACCUACUAUUACAUGCCUUCAGAGCGGAGUGUGGUCAGAAGCACUAGAGUUCUGUAAAAGGAAGCAGUGCAACCAUCCCGGGGAACCCGAGAAUGGCAGGAUUACCUUCCUGGCGGAUCUCUUCUUUGGGUCGACCGUGGUCUACAGCUGUGAAGAAGGGCACAGGUUAAUCGGACAGUCCAGCAGGCGCUGUGAGAUCUCUGGUGGACGUGUCGCGUGGACCGGCGAUAUCCCCACCUGCCAGCGUAUCCCCUGCAUGCCCCCGCCCAACAUUCCCCACGGGAAGCACACGGGGCGGCUGCUGGACGAAUUCCACUACGGCACGUCGGUCACCUACAGCUGCGAGCCUGGCUACCCGCUGCAGGGAGAGGCCUCCAUCUUCUGUACCACCAGGGACGGGAUGAACGGGGAGUGGAGCGGGCCUCCCCCGCUUUGUGGAGAGGCGAGAUGUCCCGUCCCGCAGAUCCAGAAUGGGCGAAUAGUGUCGGCUCCCAGCAUCACCUACACGUACAAGGACACCAUCACCUUCGAGUGUGAGCCAGGCUACACCAUGCACGGGCACAGCGUGGUGCAGUGCCAGCUGAACAGCACCUGGGAGCCACCCGUGCCAGCCUGCGAGCAGGCUGGCUGCAGUGCUCCCCCCAGGCUGGUGUUUGCUGAGCUGAAGGAGGCAUUCAGGAACCAGAGCGCCUUCCCCGUGGGCAGGGCGGUGGAGUACGUAUGCCGGCCCGGCUACAGCGUGCACCCAGGGAUGUCGGCGACCAUCGUGUGCCUUGGGAAUCAGACCUGGUCCGCGGCGCUGGAGUUCUGUAAAAGGAUGCAGUGUGAGAACCCCGAGGAUCCGGAGAAUGGCAGAGCCGUUGUCUUGACUGACCUCCUCCUUGGGUCCAAAGUGAAUUACACAUGUGAAAAAGGGCACAUGCUAGUGGGGCGGUCUCAGAGGACGUGUGAGAUCUCUGGCACCCGUGUCUCCUGGAGCGGAGCUGCUCCCGUCUGCCGGCGUAUCGUCUGCGACCCGCCCCCGGACAUCCCCCGCGGGACACACAGCGGGCACUCGAUGGACGCCUUCCCCUACGCGGCCGUGGUCACCUACACGUGCGAGCCGGGCCACGCGCUGGCCGGAGCCGCCUCCAUCUUCUGCACCACGGUGGACGGGGAGCGCGGCGAGUGGAGCGGGCCGCCGCCACGCUGUGGAGAGGUGAGGUGUCCUCCCCCUCCAGGCAUCGCCAACGGGCAGCACAGCGGCCAGCCCUCGGACACCUUCCUGGCAGGCUCGGCGGUUCAGUACACCUGUAAGGAUGGCUACUCCCUCGUCGGGAACGCGUCCCUUAACUGCACCAUCACAGGAACCUGGAGCCGGCCUCGGCCGCGCUGCGAAGCAAUCGGCUGCAAAAGACCAGAGAUCGAGCACGGGAGAACAACCGGGCUGGAGACCAUGUACAAGCUUGAGGCCAUCGCUGUCUUCGAAUGCGAUUUCGGUUAUGCCCUGAAAGGCUCUCAGGAGUCUCAGUGCCAGUUUGGGGGCACAUGGCACCCACCUGUCCCCACCUGUGAAAAGAUGCUGCUGUGUCCUUCCCCUCCGACUAUCAAAAAUGGCCGGCACAGUAGCAAGGAUGUGACAGUGUUCAUCCCUGGGACAUCGGUGAAGUAUGAGUGUGACCCAGGCUACGUCCUCACGGGGAAAACCACCGUUUCUUGUUUGCCAUCUGGAACCUGGAGCAUCCCUUACCCCCGGUGUGAAGUUGUCAGCUGCAUGAGCCCCAGUGUCCGGGAUGGAGAAGUGGUUGAAGGGCAGCAAGCUGAGUACCUACCCGGGGCCACCGUCACCUUCCGCUGCCGCCCGGGCUACACGAUGCAGGGCAGCCAGGAGGUCAAGUGCCAUCCCAACGGCCGCUGGGUCCCCGCCAUCCCCAGCUGCGAGCCAGCGCUGCCUUGUCCGCCGCCGCCCGUCAUUGCCCACGCCAUGCACAGCGCGGAGCUCGGGGCCAAUUUCACCAGCGGCAUGGCCGUGAACUACAGCUGCCAGCCCGGCUUCUCCCUGCUCGGGGUCUCCUCCAUCUGGUGCACGGCCGCGGGGAGCUGGAGCCGCCCGUACCCACGCUGCGCAGCUGGAUGUGGGACACCACCACCGUUACUGUUUGCUGAGCUAAACAAGGAGUAUAAGAACUGGACCGAGUUUCCUGUUGGGUCAACAGUGAAGUACAGCUGCCGGCCAGGAUACGCUAAACAUCCGCAGAUAACCCCCGCUAUUACAUGCCUUGAGAAUCAGACAUGGUCAGAAGUCAAGAAGUUUUGCAAACGGAGAAGGUGUAGUCAUCCAGGAGAACCAGAAAACGGCAGAGUUAUCGUUACAACAGAUCUCUUCUUCGGGUCAACAGUGAAUUACACGUGUGAUGAAGGGCACCGGCUGGUUGGAGCCUCCCAGCGGCACUGCGUGAUUUUGGACUCUGGGACACGCGUGGGAUGGACCGGAGACCUUCCCGUCUGCCAGAGAACCAAACACAGCACAAAGAGAUUCGGACGGGUGCUCUCCUUGGGAAGGAUCUCCCAAGGCAAAGACAGAGAGCGUGACGCUGGGACGGGUUCACCCUUGCUCACUCCAUCCCGGCAGCGUGCGUCCUGCAGACCUGGCGCUGCUAAAAGCUCCCUUGUGCGUGCUGCAGGUAUCGUCUGCGACCCGCCCCCGGACAUCCCCCGCGGGACACACAGCGGGCACUCGAUGGACGCCUUCCCCUACGCGGCCGUGGUCACAUACACGUGCGAGCCAGGCCACGCGCUGGCCGGAGCCGCCUCCAUCUUCUGCACCACGGUGGACGGGGAGCACGGCGAGUGGAGCGGGCCGCCGCCGCGGUGCGGAGGGCAGCUGUGUCCCCCCCCACCAGUGAUUAACCAUGGCCAGCACGAUGGCAAGGACAUGGAAGUGUUCAUCCCUGGGAAGUCCGUCAAUUACAGCUGUGACCCCGGCUAUUCUCUUGUUGGAAAAUCCACCCUGUACUGUACAGACAACGCAAGCUGGAGCACCCCGCACCCCCAGUGUGAAGUCUCUUUAGUAGUGCAAUGUCCUUCACCUCCAAACAUUGAAGGAGGCAGUCACAACAGCCAGGAGGUGGAAGUUUUCAUUCCUGGGAUGGUUGUAAACUACAGCUGUGACCCUGGCUUCAGCCUCCUGGGGGAGGCAUCGAUUUACUGCACUGAGUCUGGAAACUGGAGCCUGCCUCCUCCUCAGUGUGCAGGUGGCUGUGGUGCACCUCCAAGCCUCAGCUUUGCUGAGCUAACUGAGGAGUACAGAAACCAGACCGCGUUUCCCGUCGGGAAGAUGGUGCGAUACGCCUGUCGGCCGGGAUACUCAAGGCACCCCACAGUACCCCCAGCUCUGACGUGCCUCAGAAACCACACGUGGUCUGAAGCGCGGGCGUUCUGCAAAAGGAAACAAUGCCAUUAUCCAGAAGCACCAAAGAAUGGCAGAGUUGUUGUUCUGACAGAUCUCCUCUUUGGGUCCAUUGUGAACCACACGUGUGAGGAAGGGCACCGACUGGUCGGGCUGUCUCUGAGGCGAUGCGAGCUUUUCGGAGCAGAUGUUGCAUGGAGUGGAGAUCUUCCCAUUUGUCAGAAGGUGGUAUGUCCAGCCCCACAGAUCCAGAACGGGAGGAUAUCUGUUAUUAAACAUCGCUACAGGUACAAGGACACCGUUAGCUUUACCUGCCGUGAAGGUUUCACCCUGCGAGGCCACCACACUGCCCAGUGCACAGCCAACAGGAGGUGGCACCCCCCCGUGCCCAUCUGUGAGCAGGAUGGAGUGGCAGAACACUAUCAUCGUCCUGAUACCACAGUGAGGCCAGCGGUAAUGUGUCUGCCUCCGCCGGGCAUUGCUAACGGGGAGCACAGCAGCCAUUCCUCAGACACGUUUGGUGUAGGAGCACUCGUGCACUACCGCUGCAAACCUGGUUUUGUGCUUAUUGGCAAUGAGUCUGUCCACUGCAUGCCCAACGGAGUCUGGAGCCGUCCCCUUCCUCGGUGCGAAGCUGGCUGUGUGAGACCAGGAGUCGGGAACGGAGAGGCGAUCGGAUUGGAGUCUCUCUACUUGCCUGGAGACAUCAUUACGAUUGAGUGCAAUGCUGUUAAUGUCCCCAGAGGUCUCCACAAGUCCCAGUGCCAGCCCGGGGGCACGUGGGAUCCUCCACUGCCUGCCUGUAGCAGAGCAAAGCGCUGUUCCAAGCCUCCUGCUAUCCCCCACGGGUGGCACAGUGGCCUGGCAAAAGCGGUUUUCGCUCCUGGAACAUCUGUAAGCUACAGCUGUGAGCCCGGCUUCUCCCUCAUUGGGAUGGCAUCCAUUUAUUGUACAGAGUCCGGAGCCUGGAGCCAUCCUUCUCCAGUCUGUCAAGCCGUGAAGUGUUCUCUUCCUCCAAAUAUCACCAAUGGGAAGCUCAAAGGCAACAUUUCUGACACUUUUUCCUAUGGAACAUCUGUAUCCUACAGCUGUAAUGCUGGUUAUUCACUCACUGGGAAUGCUUUCAUCAACUGCACGGCACUAGGGACCUGGAGCCAGCCGCCUCCUCGGUGCGAAGAGAUCAGAUGUGUAUUCCCAGAAGUUCAAGGUGUUAAAAAAGCCACAAGUGGAAACACUUAUCGAUUUGGGACUAACAUUACUCUUGAAUGUGAUGAUGGUUACAUGUUGGAAGGCAUCAGUCAGAUUCAGUGCCAAGAGGACUUCAGCUGGGACCCUCCUGUGCCAGCCUGUAAAUUAACUUCACGCAAGUCUGGUUCAGUAGGCCUAGGAGUCACAGCUGCGGCAGUCCUGCUUCUCCUGGGUGCAGGCAUUAUCUGGAAAAUUAUUUCUAAGCAGAAGGAAGGCUUUUAUCAUACAUACGAAAACUACAACUACAAAACCGCUCUGGACCAGAUAACUGAAAAGAAAUGCUCAUGUCUUGCAUAGCAGACUGGUGACCUGUGCUGCCUCUAAUAAGGCAUCGGAGACGUUCUUCCUCAAGCAGCAGCAGGUUGCACAGAAGCACUGCUUGUGUCAAGACCGAAAUUCUGCGUGGAAAAAGGCACUUUACCACAGAAUCAAAGCUCACGCUCCCUCUGCUCCCACUAACCACUCCAAGGGCCUAACAAAGCUCAAGCUGUGCACACUACUGAAGCUCAUUAGAGGCACUUCUCUCCCUCACUGCAUCUCAGGAAGAUUAUUUCCUUCUCUAUUCGCAAACCCUGAGCUAAGCAAGAUCCACAGAAGCACUCCUGUACGUGUGCAGUCAGGAUUUGUUGGCCCGAAGAUUUCCUUUGUUAGCGGUAGCUGUGCCCAUGCCCGCAGCAUGGUUACUCAGCCUCAGCAGAGGCUGCUCUCUAUUUUACUCCAGGAACGCUCACGCGUGGUGUUCCUCUACAAACGCUUAACCUAAUAAAACGUGAACACA